This is a messenger RNA of Glossina fuscipes, 1113 nucleotides long. RefSeq names its product glycoprotein 3-alpha-L-fucosyltransferase A-like. Gene Ontology annotation, molecular function: alpha-(1->3)-fucosyltransferase activity. The transcript is spliced from 4 exons. The record is from RefSeq and is a predicted model, not a curated record. The coding region runs from base 136 to 1113 and encodes 325 amino acids. Gene Ontology annotation, cellular component: membrane. Lineage: Eukaryota; Metazoa; Arthropoda; Insecta; Diptera; Glossinidae.
UGGUUUUUUGAAAAUGGUACUUAUCCGAAAUCCACGGCUCUACACAAGGCGCUUAAGAGUGAAGGAGCUUUUCUUUCGAGUUCGGCGCUCUUCCCAUUUCAAGAUUCAUCUAGCGAUCGUAUUAUAAAUCAACUUAUGUACGUGCCGCCCGAUUAUGAGGUAAUUAAGGGCAGUGGAAAGCUGAAAACCAUUCUCUUGGCGACUUCUUUCAAUUCACUGCAAGUUGAAGAUUCGGGACGCGAAGUCUUUCUGCGCUGGAAAUGUCCGGUGGACACGUGUAUGGUUACUUUUCUUGAAAACUACACCGAGGUAGCUGAUAUGAUUUUAUGUGAAGAUUAUGUACCAAGCACGUUUAGUCGUCCAUUCAAUUCUCGCCAAGUCAUAAUGAUUUAUCUCUUAGAAAGUGCUUCUACCAGUUCUUUUGAAGAAGCCGUGUCCGUGAAUUGGACGGCAACAUACAGACGUGAUAGUGAUAUCGUAACUCCCUAUGGUAAAUGGCAAUACUAUGACGAUCGCGUCAAACAAAUUCAACAGGAUCGCAAUUAUGCAAGUAAUAAAACGAAAACGGUAGCUUGGGUCGUAUCAAAUUGUUUCGCAAACAACAAUCGGCGAGAAUACGCGGAAGCGUUAGGCGAACAUAUCGAAGUUGACAUAUAUGGUAGUUGCGGUCCUUAUGAAUGUCCGCAAGAAACGGCCGAUGCAUGUUUUGAAAUGUUGGAGCGUGAUUACAAGUUUUAUCUCGCAUUUGAAAAUCGCAACUGUAAAGAUUAUGUGACUGAGAAAUUCUUUGCGAACGCUUUAAAUCACAACAUAUUACCCAUUGUUAUGGGGGCAAGUCCGGAAGACUACGCAGUCAUUGCCCCAUUCAACUCUUAUAUACAUGUAGAUCAGUUUGCCUCGCCCGAAGAAUUGGCCAAUUAUUUGCAUAUAUUGGAUAAAAACGAUAGCCUGUAUAACACAUAUUUUGAUUGGCAAGGAACGGGGGAAUUUAUAAACACGUAUUUUUGGUGUCGCGUAUGCGCCCUGCUGCACGAUGAAGAUUCACUGCGUAACCCCCGCUGGUACACAGACUUCACGGAUUGGUGGAAUGGAGCGGAUGUCUGCCGGAACUGA